AUGAUCCGCACAGACAAGGACGAGUUCUUCAUCGAACCUCUGGAGAAGGGGGCCCAGGAGGAGGAGGAGGGAGCAGGCAGGACGCACGUGGUCUAUCGCAGAGCAGCUGCCAAGAGGCAGCUUCCGAUGGAGGACACGGAUACCCUGUAUAAAGCGGCUAACCUCACUAAUUUGGAUAGUCUCAACAGCGCAUUGAGCUUCAUUGAAGACCGGGUGCACAGAUCGAGGCAGCGCUAUCGAAGGCAUGCGACGGACGAUGAUUACAACAUUGAAGUCCUUCUGGGGGUUGAUGACUCAGUUGUUCAGUUCCAUGGGAAAGAACAUGUUCAGAAGUACCUGCUGACCUUGAUGAAUAUUGUUAAUGAGAUUUAUCAUGAUGAGUCCUUGGGUGCUCACAUUAACGUUGUCUUGGUGAGGAUAAUCCUGCUGAGCUACGGCAAGUCUAUGAGUCUGAUAGAAAUUGGGAACCCUUCGCAAAGUCUGGAAAACGUGUGUCGCUGGGCCUACCUGCAGCAGAAACCUGACACGGGGCAUGCAGAAUAUCAUGACCAUGCUAUCUUUCUCACAAGGCAGGAUUUUGGUCCAUCGGGCAUGCAAGGCUACGCUCCAGUCACUGGGAUGUGUCACCCUGUUCGAAGCUGCACUCUCAACCAUGAAGAUGGUUUUUCAUCUGCAUUUGUGGUGGCUCAUGAAACUGGACAUGUUUUAGGCAUGGAGCACGACGGCCAAGGGAACAGAUGUGGGGAUGAAGUCCGCCUGGGGAGUAUCAUGGCUCCGCUCGUGCAAGCUGCGUUUCAUCGCUUCCACUGGUCUCGUUGCAGCCAGCAAGAGCUGAAUCGAUAUCUCCA
Molecule: messenger RNA, 848 nt
Organism: Pterocles gutturalis (yellow-throated sandgrouse)
Lineage: Eukaryota; Metazoa; Chordata; Aves; Pterocliformes; Pteroclidae
Product: A disintegrin and metalloproteinase with thrombospondin motifs 2-like
Exons: 6
Biological process (GO): extracellular matrix organization; proteolysis
Cellular component (GO): extracellular matrix
Molecular function (GO): metalloendopeptidase activity
Source: RefSeq, a predicted model, not a curated record